Messenger RNA from Crotalus tigris (Tiger rattlesnake), 7761 nucleotides. It is a transcript of the gene POLH, whose product is annotated as DNA polymerase eta. The transcript is spliced from 10 exons. NCBI's taxonomy places the organism in Eukaryota, Metazoa, Chordata, Lepidosauria, Squamata, Viperidae. The record is from RefSeq and is a predicted model, not a curated record. Gene Ontology annotation, cellular component: site of double-strand break; nucleus; replication fork. Gene Ontology annotation, molecular function: DNA-directed DNA polymerase activity; damaged DNA binding. The coding region runs from base 521 to 2443 and encodes 640 amino acids. Gene Ontology annotation, biological process: error-prone translesion synthesis; response to radiation.
GAGAGCAAUGGUUCGGGGGCAGGAGCGAGUGGUGGCUUUGGCGGAUAUGGACUGCUUCUACGUACAGGUGGAGCGACGCCUGGAUCCCCGUCUGCAUGGAAAGCCGUGUGUCGUGGUGCAGUAUAAGACCUGGAAAGGUGGCGGGUAGGAAGCUCCUCUUCUUGUAGAGGGAACGAAAUGAAGUGGUAGAUAAUUAAGGCGAAGGAAUGACUCACUACAGAAAACAAACGAUUGAUGUCUUCUUCCGGCAUUGUUAAAAGAAUUGGAACUUAACUGGGACUUUAACAUUGUUAAAAGACACUGGGACUUCGGGGAGACGGUUUUAGCCUCGUUCUACUCCGCCCCCCCCCCUCCAGUUUGGUGUGAUGAGGGUACAAGCGACGGAGUGACCUUGCGCCUGUCAUUCGCUCUCAGGCUUAGGAAGGAGGGCAGACUUUGCGAAAUGUUGCCAAGAAAACUGCAGGGACUAGUCCACGAUUCAAAAAGCUGAUUCAAGACCACACACAAAAAAGUCUUCCUUAUGCAUUUUAUUUACAACACCAUAAUUGCUGUGAGCUAUGAAGCACGUGCUUUGGGGAUUAAAAAAACCAUGUGGGCUGCUGAUGCCAAGAAAUUGUGCCCAGAUCUCCAGUUGGCUAGAGUACCAGAGGCCCGUGGCAAAGCAGAUCUUACCAGAUACAGAGAAGCCAGCAUAGAAGUGAUGGAAGUGAUGUCACGCUUUGCUGUGAUUGAACGUGCCAGCAUUGAUGAAGCUUAUCUGGACUUAACUCAAACUAUACAGGAAAGGCUGCAGAAGAUGGAUAAACCUAUUUCAGUAGAGCAGUUGGGAACUACAUAUAUUCAAGGAUUCCCAAACAACCUUGAAGAAGAAGAAAAUACGGACAACAAAGAGGAGAUAAGGCAACGUGGUGUGUGCCAGUGGCUCAAGUCAUUGCCUUGUGGAGAUCCCAGCAAUCCAGAAUUGCAGCUGACAGUAGGGGCAUUGAUUAUGGAAGAAAUGAGGGCUGCUGUGGAGUCUGUCACUGGAUUUCAAUGUUCUGUUGGAAUUUCUCACAAUAAGGUAUUAGCAAAACUGGCCUGUGGCCUCAACAAACCAAAUCGACAGACUCUGGUAUCACAGGGGGCUGUUCCUCAACUCUUUAGCAAGAUGCCAAUCAGCAACAUUCGCAACCUUGGAGGCAAACUAGGUGCUUCUAUUACUGAAUGUCUCGGAGUGCAGUAUAUGGGAGAGCUGAUCCAGUUCAGUGAAUCACAGCUUCACACACAUUUUGGAGAGAAGACUGGAUCCUGGUUAUAUGAACUGUGCAGAGGAAUUGACUAUGAGCCUGUGAAAGCUAGACAAUUGCCAAAGUCCAUUGGUUGCAGUAAGAAUUUCCCUGGAAAAACAGCAUUGGUUACUCAGAAGCAGGUGCAGUAUUGGCUCUUGCAGUUGGCCUUGGAGCUGGAAGAGAGAUUGAAUAAGGACAGAGACCAGAACAACCGGGUGGCUAAACAAUUGAGUGUUGGCAUCCAUAUGCAGGGUGGUAAACAUACCAAUUUAACACGCUGCUGUGCCUUAUCCCAGUAUGAUGCUCAAAAAAUUAGCAGAGAUGCCUUUGCACUAAUCCAGAACUGUAACACAGCAGCAGGCCAGCAAGCAACAUGGUCUCCGCCUGUUACAAUCCUUCAGCUCUGUGCAAGCAAGUUUUCUGAGGUUUCUGCAGUAUUGUCUGUGGACAUUACUUCCUUCCUGACUAAUCAUAGCCAAUGCACUCAACACACCACCACCAUUAAAGAAGGUAUGAAUGCAAAGUUCCUCGGAAGUCCCAAGAAGGAGACCAGCAAGAAGGCAGUUAAUGCUAUUCAAAUGCUCUUUCAAAGGGCAGAAAAAAGAAAACAAGCCCAGGCUAUCGCUGGGUGUUUUGUUCCUGACGUAAAUGAUACGACAGUACCACCAGCUACUGAGACCAAGAGUUGUCACAUCAGCAACCAAGUUUCAGAAGGCUUAAUGGAACUAAGCAACCCAAACAUGAUGCAGAAACAGCCCUUGAUAGAGCAAUCUUUGCUAGAGACCGCGUUGACCGGGGAAGGUUAUGUAGCAUCUUUAGAAAUGAAAAUGCUUCCUGAUUCGUUUAAAGAAGAAAACGUGCAGACUGCUCCUGGACUUUCCCAAGAAGGAGCUGUUUGUUUGGCUGAUCCUUCCUCAGUAGAUGACUGCUUGCUGUGUGAGAAAUGUAACCAAAAAGUGGCAGUGUGGGAGUUCACCGAACACUCAGAUUACCACUUUGCUGUAGAACUGCAGAAUUCUUUCUCGGGGUCUAGUUCCUUCAGAUCCGUUGAAUCUCUUGCUACUCCAGUGAAGGAGAAAAAUAAAUCAAGGGAACAGAGAACCACCAGUGCCAAACGGCCAAAGCAAGAUGGAAGUAGGACUCUAGAUUUCUUUUUUAAACCAUUGCCACCAUAGUUGCUGACUUGAGUAACUGGUGACUUAGAAAAUGUACUUUUCCUAAUAAACUAAUCCUAAUAAAUUAUUCCUUAAAAUUUAAUAUUUUGGGGAGUUAAUGAAUGGGGAUAAAAAUCUGUAAUCAAAGGUAUGCUAUCUGCAGGUCCUUCUGUUACUUUAUGGACAAGAUGACAGUGGACCGUAUGGUGAUGAGAUUGUGUUCUGCUAAUAGUUCUGUAGUUGUCCCUUGACUCGUUUUAAAAUGGAGCUCUGUAAGAAUUCAUUUACUCAUGUUGCGUCGUGUAGAAAAUUUGCUUAUUUCAGAAGUCUUGUAUUCAGGUAGAGGUUCUAAGAUCUAGAUUACAGUCAAGAUUACAAGGAGUGAAAAUCAUAAACCUCGAUAUUAGACAGCACUGAACUUUGGAUUUGAUUUUAAGACAGGAGAAAAAUCCAGAUUUCCCAGAUGGUGGAUUUCAACUUCUAUCACUCUUCCCUGCUAGCUCUGCUAGCUGGAUUGAUAGCAUUGGGGAGUCCAGAACCUUUGGAGAACAACAGCUCAGUGUUCAAUCUCUUGCGGUUUUUUUUAAUUUCGUAAGAACUUUUCCAUAUAAUUUGAAUGCUUCUUUUUCUAGAGUUGUGUAAAAAGCCUGUAAUAUAGUUUUCUAUUUUUAUUUGCUUGGUUCUAAGCCUUUCUCAGUAACAAAAUUGUUUCUUUUGGGAGUAGGUUUAUUAAUGCUCUUUAGGUCAAGCAUUCUUUAUAGUAAAUGAAACUAUCUUAUGCUAAGCCAUAGGCCUUACAUUUCCAAAAUGCUAAACCAUAAUGUAAGUAGGAUUUUUUUUUGUGCAACAUGAUGCACCAUCUCAAGUGAAAAAAAUAUUUUAUUUAUUUAUUUGAAUUUAUUAACUGCCCAACUCCAAUGGCCUUUAUUUUUGCAAGAAACCAUUCUUCAAAGCCAAAUAGUAAACAACAGCCCAAUGAAGAGGGCAUUAAGACCGCUCCCAUCAACACUGACAGGGUAAGCUACUAGUAUAUAAAAUCAGAACAAAUCCAGUCCCUACUAGCACCGAUGAUAUUACCUACUCUGGUAAUGAAACGUCUGCAAGAAAACAACAAAUUCAGAGAGUACCAAAGACUCCACAGUUCAGCCCUCAGCUACAAAUAUUCUGUUCUAUCAGUAUCAAGCACCUCAGAAAACAUGCAGUUGGAAGAAAUUUGCAUGCAGGCACAUUUCCACCAAGGAAAAGCAAUUCUUGCACGAAUGCCCUACAACAGCAUAGUGCCCACUAGUGUCAAAUACAAGCUUCUAAUAAACUGCACAUCUGGAUGUAAAAUACCGCAAGGAAGUGGACGAAAAAUGAUAUGGCUCAUGAACACAGAUGCACAUCUCAGACUAAACAGAUACCAGCACACCAUGGAAAACAUCAAGGAACAACUAGAACACAUCAUUUCAGAGCAUAUUGAAGGGCUGACAACCACCAUCAAGACUACUUCCCAGAGACACACCAGAAAAAGGAAAAUGAAAUUACCAACCAAACUACUCAAACCCUCGAAUCAAAGAGGCACCAGAGUCCAAAUGUGUGGUCAACAUGUCCAGUCGCUCACUAUUUACCACAGAACACAAUAUUCUACAGAAAGGCCUACGCUAUAACAUAGAAGAUGCUAUAACUAGAAUUCUUUGCAGUAUUAGAACGAGCAUUUAAACUGCAGGAUUUCUCAAAGAGACUCAAAAAAGCAUCAGACAAGCUAUCCUACCACAGAGCAGAAGAUGAUGAGAACAAAACUCUGAGAACAGAGCAGCCCUCAAACCACAAUUAUCCUGGACAAAUCACAAUAUAGACAAAAAGCAAAAGUAUUAUAGAAGACAAAGUUACAUCCCAGCGAACAUUAGUCCAAUACAAAAACUAGAUAACUGGAUCAAGAGAACUCUCAGCUACUUCACCAUAAAAGGUCAAAUCGCCAAAGAAGAUCAGUGGCAAAUAAAAAGUAGUAGACCCAUCCUCCCAUGCUUCUAUGGAUGCCCCAAAACACAUAAGCCAGACAUACCUCUCCACCCAAUUCCAUCAUUACCAGGGACCUCAACCUACAACAUCACCAAAGAUUUGACAAAAAAGCUUGGACCUUUCACAAAGGGAAGCAAAAGUACGCAUCUGCAGUGCCUCCAAAGAAUUGAAGAUAUGACAAUAGAUGAAGAUGAAAUCAUGGUUUUAUUUGAUGUCACAGCACUUUUUACAUCCAUAGACCCAGAAUUGGCCAGAAUUCUAGCCUCACUACACAGCACAUCUGACCUAACAAAAUACAUCAAGACUGAGAUAUGCAGGACCAUGGAUUUUAUCAACCUUUGCCUAGCCACAAACUGACAAAUAUAUUAACAUGUUAUAUAUAUUACAGUUUGGUAAUGAAAUCUACAAGAAAACAACUAGGCUCAGAAAGCACCAAGGACCCCACAGUUCAACCCUGAGCUACACAUAUUCUCUUCUAUAAUUACUCUUUUUAGUUAUGAAAAGAUUGCAUAAUGGGAUAUCAUAAUUUGCUACUGAAUAAAUAGUCUCAUUAUUUGGAUCCAAUCAUUUGGAAGAAGCUAUUUAUAGCUUUUGCAGAAUUUAUUUUGAUAACAGUUUAGAAUACCUCUUGGCAUUGAAUGCAAGUUUUUGUUAUAUGGUUUAUUUGGAUCUGGAUCUGUUACAGGUUUUGAAGGCAUUCAGAAGAACUAUAGGAAUCAUCUGUGGCUCCUAAACCAGUUAUCCUUCUUUAUAAGAAGUUGAAGGAAAUUGAUGAAGUUGAUAUUAUUUACAUGACCUUUGGAACUGCAUAGUUAAAUAUCCUUAUAACCCAGUGGAGAAUUGCAUUAAACAUAUAAUUAAGUUCCUAUAAUCUUAAAAUGAAUAUAGUACAUUUAAAUUUGCUUUAUUUCUGCUAGAUUAGAGGUUCCCAAUCCCUGGUCCGUGGACUGAUACCGGGCCGCACAAACAAGCAAAGUCCCAUCUGUGGGAUGCAGGUAGCACACAAAACCACGCCGCCUCUGGUCCAUGGAAAAACCUUUCUCCAUGGAACCGGUCCCUGGUGCCCAAAAGGUUGGGGACCUCAGUACUAGAUGCCUCAAAUAAAAUUUAGUGAGGAUUGGUUACAGUGUUCCUGCUGGUGGAGAUGUAAUUUAGGAAUUGAAGCAUUUUCCCGUAUGAUUUGCUCUUAUCCUAUUGUUUGUAUUACAACUUUGGAUUAAUCAUAUUAUGUUAAAUUCACAUAUAUUCUUCUUUGGCAUAUUCCAGUAUUUGGAACCUAGCAAAAAUUGUGAAAAUUUUGGACAUGAGAGUUGUUCGUUAAAUGAAUUUAGAGUAAGGAGAAAUCUUUACCUGCCUUGCAAAAAUGGAUUGCUAUAUUUGAAUUAAUAUUUUUUAAAAAGAGGGCAAAGAACAAUGUCAAGCAAUAUUCUCAAAAUUUCUUGAAUUCUGUUUAUGACAUAAUUUUCUGAUCUUUUUGUGUAUUACUUUAUUACUCAUUAUGACUAUGCUUAUGAAUUUUAGAAUACAUUGAUCUUUUAAUGUUGAAUAUGCAUGUUUCUUUUUUGUUGUUGUUGAUUAGUUUAGCAAAAUAAAGUUAUCAAAAUAGCCUAAGAUUUAAGUAACACAUUUUUGUGUAAUUUCCAAGAAAAAAACAAAUGGAAAUCUAUAGCACUGUUCACAUAACAAAAUUAAGUUAUAUAUGAUUGGGUGUAAAUGUAGAAAAUAUUUUCAAGAGAUUAUCCUUGUACCCAAUGGUCUUUAGCAACCAUUGACUAGUUUCUAAUCUUCCAUAGUUGGCUUGCAGCUCAAAAGAACCCUGGAAGAAGUGGAUUGUUUAUACCCAUUUCAGUCUGUUUCCAAGAUGGCGUUCAUUGAUCCCAAAAACGGAACCUGCAAUUAUGGGAAUAACGCUAGGAAGAUGAUGAUGAUGAUGAUGCCACUCUUGUUUGCCAGGACAACCUUAAUUACACUUUUUGAUCAUCUGGCCAAGCUGGGAUGGAGGUGAUGGCAUCCAACCUUGUGCCCCUCAAAUCUCUUGGUGGCUUUCCAUACCACGCUGUUAGCUAUGUCCUGAGCUGGCUCCAUGGGCUAGGGGUUGGAGACAUCAUUUUUUUUAGUGGUUCUCCUUCCUCUGAGUCUGUUGGUAUGGUUGUGCGGGGAAGAUUGCUCCCAAAACCCUCCUGUGUGGGGUUCUUCAGGGUUCUACUGUCUCUUCCCUUUUAACAUUUAUAUGAAACUGCUGGGUGAAGUUGUCUGCUAGCUUGGGGUUUGGUAUCAAUAGUAUGUUAAUAAUACCAGAUUAUGUCUUUGGAACUUGGCUGGUCAAGUGACUUUAUAGAGGUUCUGUCUUGGAGAUUGUGCAGGUUUGAAGAGAAACCAUCUUGACUCAAUCCUAUGAAAACUGAGUGGCUAUGAGCAUUUGGAUUCUCCAGAUUGGGGAGUACUCCAUCUUUGACCUUAUAUAGUUGCACUUCCUGACUCAAGGAUUGUGCACAGUCUUGGGGAGGGGGUGUUCCUGAAUCACAACCCCUACUUGGAGAGCAGGUGGCAGCUGUGGUCCUGAAAGUCACAGCACAAUUUCAUCUGAUGUGCCAGCUGGGCCCUUAGUAACCGGUGGGCUAUUAAAACAGUCACUUAUGCACUUGUUACCUCAUGGUUCAGCUACUGCCAUGGAGUCUACAUGGGGCUGCCUUUGAAGAUCAGCUGGAAGUACUCCAGAAUGCAAUGACACAGACAUUGGCAGGCAUACCUUAAUAUGCCCAUGUAUCACCUGUGCUUAAAAAGCUGCACUGGUUGCCAAUUUGCUUCCAGAAACAAUUCAGAUUUCUGUUAUUUAUAAAGUUUACAUAGCAUAAAGCCUGGUUACUUGACCACCCGACUCCUAUAACAUCUAUCUAGCUGAUUUGAAACUAUAGCAAUGACACAUCCAGUUCCCUUUGAUAAUAUUGGGAUCCCUGAAACUUGCUGUCUCUGUAGCAAUACCUGGUUUCUGGAAUGGGAUCUCCUCCACCUUGAGAUCCAGGCUGUUGUUUAAAAGGGCUAGAAGACCUGGCUCUUUGCUCAGGACUUUGGCCAGCGAAAGUGAAGGCAUUUGUCUUUUUUUUUUUUUAAAAUUUUGUAUUGGUUAUUAUAUUUUUCUUGUUUUAGUUAUUGUGAGCCACCCAGAGUCUGUGUGUGUGUGUAUUGUAAGUGAAGUUUUUAAAUUGGAAUUAUAUACUGCUUUGUAAUACUGCUUCAUUCUGUUGUAAUUAAGAAUAACAGGAACUAACCCAGUGUAGCUGAUGUUACGCAACCAUUGCAGCACCAACAAACGGGUUAAAUAAAAAUUCCUCUCACAA